Messenger RNA from Plasmodium fragile, 1416 nucleotides. RefSeq lists its product as uncharacterized. The transcript has a single exon. The record is from RefSeq and is a predicted model, not a curated record. Bases 1 to 1416 code for a protein of 471 amino acids. NCBI's taxonomy places the organism in Eukaryota, Apicomplexa, Aconoidasida, Haemosporida, Plasmodiidae.
AUGCAGGCACCAGAACAAAAUAAAACCUCUGCUAGUCCCAUGGGAGGUUUCCUCAAAAACGCCCCGCUCACUAAAAUGUUUAGAAAAUCAGAUCCUAAGGUUACACCAGAGGGAUCAUUGCCGUCCUCGCACAAUGAGGAACAGGACCAAAAAGCAGAAAAGAAGCCCGAUGAAUCUUCACUGGACGGUGGCGCUGACCUGAAAACACCCGAACAGAAUAAGACCCCCGUUAAUUCCAGUGGAGACCCCUCUCAUGAGACCACGGCGCCUAGUGAACAGUCUGGAUCAGCAGAUCCUAAGGUUCCAUCAGAAGGAUCGUUGCCCCCAUCCCCACAAAAUGAGGAACAGGGCGAAAAAGAGGGAAAGGAGCCAAAACAAACUACAGUGAAUGGUGAAACCAAUAAGCAAACACCAGAACAAAAUAAAUCAUUGCGCAGUUCUAGUGGAGGUUUCUUUAAAAACACGGCUUUAGGUAAAAUGUUCAGAAAAUCGGACGCCAAGGUUCCAUCAGAAGGAUCGUUGCCACCGUCCUCACAAGAUAAGGCACCAAGUGAAAAUAAGGAAAAGCAGCCUACAGAAACUACAGUGAAGAGUGGAACGGAUAAGCAAACACCAGAACAGAAUAAAGGCCCCGCUAGUCCCACAGGAGAUCCUUCCAAGGAAACAGCGCCCGUUGAGAAGUCAGAGAAAUCAGAAGUACCUGGCGAACUGGAAGCACCUGGGAGCUCAGGACCACAAGAGGCACUACAGGAAGCAGUAAAAGAGGAAGUAAAGAAGGAAGUAAAAGAGGAAGUAAAAGAAGAAGUAAAGGAGGAAGUAAAAGAGGAAGUGAAAGAGCCAGGAAAAAAAGAAACGGCAAUGCCUUCGUUACAACAGGAAGCCCAUACAGUGCAACACUGUGGGGCCACUUACCCUAAGUGGAAAGAUCGUAUCUUGAAAAAGUAUCAAUCAAAGCUCCCAUAUGGUUGCACCUUGGAUGACCUUUCAAAGGAUUACACGAACAGGGAGAUAUUAAGCAUGCGGAAUAAUUUUACUCUUGUGCUUAGUAAAAAAAAGGCAUUUGUUUUAUUUUUUUAUCACGUGAUAUUCUUAGAGAGAAAGUACUAUGACAUGAUGAAGUACAUGGAGAAGUGGUUUUAUGGCAUAGCGAAGGACAAGAAUUUGGCAGAGGAGUACAAGUUAAAGUUAUGGGAAGAAUGCAAGAGGGAACUUCUGUUUGAAUUGGAGUGCAACGAACAGAAAUGUGAAAAUUCCUUCAGCAAAUUAGUUGGUGAAGGGGGAGCAAAUUUUGUGCUGGCCACACCAUUUAGAAAUCUAAUACUUAGUUCUAAGGAAACAGUGCGAAAAAGUGUUAUGGACAACAAGGACAAGUGGAAGCGUACUUUAACCAAGAAUGUCAAGAGCUACACAGCAUGA